AUGUUGGGAAGUCUUGAUUGCAUGCAUUGGGAAUGGGCGGCAUGCCCAACCGCUUGGAAAGGGCAACAUCAUCGUGGUGACCACGAUGGUCCUACCCUAAUAUUACAAGCGGUCGCUUCUCAAGAUUUAUGGAUUUGGCAUGCGUACUUUGGCAUGGCUGGUACGAACAAUGACAUUGCAGUUUUAAUGACCUCGAAUCUAUUCGACGAUGUCAUAGACGGUGUUGCACCAGAUACUUCAUUCUAUGCAAACGACGUGCAGUAUAAGUAUGGCUACUAUCUCACAAACGGUAUUUAUCCCGAGUGGGCGACAUUGGUAAAAAGUCUUUGGUGUCUAGAUGACGAAAAAAGAUUGUAUUUCAAGAAAAAACAAGAGUCAGCAAGAAAAGAUAUCGAGCGGGCUUUCGGUGUGUUAAAGAAAAGAUGGUUUAUCAUCACGCAGCCGUCGUGGAUACUUGAAAAAAGUAAAAUGAGAAACGUUAUGUAUACGUGUAUCAUUUUGCAUAAUAUGAUAUUGGAGGACUCGGAUAGUUAA
Molecule: messenger RNA, 534 nt
Organism: Helianthus annuus (common sunflower)
Lineage: Eukaryota; Viridiplantae; Streptophyta; Magnoliopsida; Asterales; Asteraceae
Exons: 1
Coding region: 1-534 (177 amino acids)
Source: RefSeq, a predicted model, not a curated record